AUGUCGACAUCUACCGCUACUAUUCCGGCUGCCGCUGCAGCGACCGCCAACGGAGCUAACCAUCACACAGCAGACACCUUCCGACCGCUCCUCAAAGCGCUCUCCCUCGCAGCAUCCGUCCACUCGCAAUCCGGCGAACCAAAACACAGGACCGGAACCUCUACCAUCACUCAUAACCAGCUCGAGCAGAUUUUGCAGCAUCUCGCCGACCCCAAUUUCACCUCCUCGCGUGAGAACCAUGCACAGAUCGGAUCCGCCUUGACAUGUCUCAAGUUCUGCCGACUCGAUAUCCAAGCCGAAACUUUCGCUCUUGCUGCACGCAUCUUCCUCGACUGCUGUCUCGACGUCUACGUCCCACCUCUUGAUAACGAGACCGAAGAGUACACUGCCUCGUCACCUAGCGGAGCAGAUGUAGAGUACCGCGGAACCCUCGAUCUAGUCGGCACAGGUGGUGACGGCAAAGACACAUUCAACGUCUCCACUACCGCUGCUAUGGUCGCUGCUGGAGUCAAAGGCGUUCGAGUCUGCAAGCAUGGAGCCAAAGCCUCUUCCUCUACUUCUGGCUCUGCCGAUCUCCUCAUGUCUCUCGGUAUUCCUUUACUUUCCCUUCCAGCAUCACAACUGCCAUCAGUCCUGCGCAAGAGCAAGUUCUCUUUCCUCUUCGCCCAGCUCUACCAUCCCGCCCUUGCACCUCUCGGUCCUAUCCGUCGAUCUCUGGGCUUUCCAACUAUCUUCAACGUUCUCGGUCCACUCAUCAACCCAGCUAAACCCAAACGCUGUAUUCUCGGUGUACACAGCUACUACCUCGGUCGAAUAUUUGCUGAAGCUUUGUGCAAACGUGGUACUCAACGUGCUUGGAUCGUUUGCGGUCAGGAAGGGUUAGAUGAGAUCAGUCCUGCAGGCAAGACGGAUGUUUGGGAGUUGAAGGAUGGAGAGAUUACGGAGUUCACUAUCGAACCUGAGGACUUUGGGUUGCAAAAACAUCCACUGGAGCAUGUUGGUUCGCACUCGGCAGAUGAAAAUGCUGCAAUUGUGUUGAAGAUGUUCUCCACCCCUGAUUCUAGCUCGUUGCCAGAGGCGCCAUUGGAGUUGAACAUGCCUCUCGAGCCGGCAAACUUCCUCAACUUUGCCCCUGAAACUAUGGUCCAUGUCCGCUCCCUUCCUUCGAUCCCAAAAACCGUCCGUUUGCAGGCGAUCAAGGACUACACUCUGCUUCAAUCAGCUGCACUACUGUACGUCGGUUCCUACGCAGGGUCGCUGAAAGAAGCGACAGUAUUGGCAAGACAGUCGAUAGAAUCAGGCGCAGCAUUGAGAGCGUUGGAAACGUUUAGAGACGAAAGCAGCUUGAGUAUUGCAAGACAGGAAGAGGAGGAGAAGAACAAAGCCAAGUCGAGGAAGCAGAAGGAAUCGCUUAAGGAGAGUAGAAAGAGCAUCGAAGAGACGAUCAAGGAUCAGGAUCAGUACUCCUACUUGCCCGAGAUUCGACAGGAUGCUGCUGUUGGUACCGACGACUAA
Ustilago hordei is the source of this 1515-nucleotide messenger RNA. RefSeq lists its product as uncharacterized. Gene Ontology annotation, molecular function: anthranilate phosphoribosyltransferase activity. Gene Ontology annotation, cellular component: cytosol. The transcript has a single exon. The record is from RefSeq and is a predicted model, not a curated record. Lineage: Eukaryota; Fungi; Basidiomycota; Ustilaginomycetes; Ustilaginales; Ustilaginaceae. Bases 1 to 1515 code for a protein of 504 amino acids. Gene Ontology annotation, biological process: L-tryptophan biosynthetic process.